AUGUCGCACUUCUUUCACAAGCCGGAAAACGCGUUAAAGCGUGCACGCGAGCUACUAGCAAUUCCGAAUGUGGAUGCCGGUGUACUUAAGCGUACUAAGCACUCCGCGCUUGAGAUUUUGCACGAUGCGCUGAUAGCCAAAAAGAAUCGCACAUGGCAGCCCACACACGAGGAGCUCAUGAUUUUGUAUCUGGAAAUCUGUCUGGAACUGCAGAUGGGUCGCGUGGCUAAGGACGGGCUGCAUCAGUAUCGCAAUUUGUGCAUUCAGCACAAUCCUGCAUCACUGGAAACUGUUAUUAAACACUUUGUUACUCAUGCAGAACGCAAGCUUGCCGCCGCUAAGAAGGAAAGCAACGAACUCAAUAUUUUAGCUGCCGCUAAGGUGGAUUUGGAUGCUGCCCAAACACCUGAGGAUGUGAUGCUAUCAACCACAACGUUUGAAGGGUCUAGCGAUCGUACUGACCGCGAGGUGGUUGUCCCUUGGCUUCGUUUUAUGUGGGAGACAUACCGCACAGUGCUGGACAUCCUUAAGAGCAAUACGAAACUUGAGCCAUUGUACAUGGUUACGGCCAUACAAGCGUUUGACUUCUGCGUCGAAUAUCAGCGCAAAAUCGAGUUUCGUCGUGUGUGCGAAAUCAUGCGCAACCAUUUGAGCUCGCUACAGAAGCAUACUGCCACACCUACAAGUCAGUCAACUCGGCAGAUGCGAAGUUGGGACGGCUUCACACUGGAUAGUGUUGAACGUCUUUUGGAAGUGCGCUACCGUCAGCUGCAGGUCGCCACUGACCUUGAGCUGUUCUCAGAGGCUUUCCGCACGAUAGAUGACAUUAAUAACAUUAUGAACCUGGUUGAGCAGACCCCGCGCGUGGAUCUACUUGUUACGUAUUAUGAAAAGCUAGCACAGAUAUUUCAAGUGUCGAAAAACCAUCUUUUUCAUGCUCAUGCGCUUUACAAGUGGUACUCGUUGCGUGUUGCGGGUCUGCAGGGCCUUGCCGGCCCUCAAGCCUUGCAGGGGUUUCCCGCGCUAGUCUCAGAGGAGGAACAAAAAGGAAUGGCUACUCGCGUCGUGCUCGCUGCUCUGUCCAUUCCACUUUUGGAGUUUGAAUCCUCCUCGUCUGUUCUUGGAGAUGAAGUAUCCACUUCGGCGUCUCAAAUUGCAGACAACUCGUUGUCCUCCGCCGCUCGUGACAAGAAUGCCCGGAUGGCGGCAUUGUUGGGAUUUGCGACUACGCCGACGCGUGGCACUUUGCUGGAAGACAUUACGGCUGCUGGUAUCCUAGUAAAGGCUUCUACCGCUGCCAGUGAAAUCUUUCAGCGUGUAGAGCUUCAGGAGCUAGACCCUUUGCAGAUCGUUAAGCAGCUGGGGCCAUUUUUGACUACGAUUCGCGCUGAUCCACUUGCGAAGGCUUACAUCAAUGGAGUUGAGCGUCUUGUGGUGCGUCGCGUACUGUUCCAGCUUACUCGCGUGUAUGCAAGCGUAACAAUUGCUCACUUGCGCUCCAUCUUUGUUGGUCUCGAUGUAUCGUAUGAAGAGAUUGAAUCACUGAUUGCCCGUUCGCGCAGUUUGAGUACAGUCGCACACGCCAGUGCCCCAAGCCUGUCCAGUAUGUACCGCCGCAAUGUGACACAACACGGCAGCAACAAUGCUGAAAACUCCUCUGCUGAUGCUGUGGCUUCAGCACAAAUGCGCACAACAAUUCGUAUUGAUCAUGUGGGACAGUGCAUUCGAUUCACUGACGCAGUUGAUUUGGAAGCGAAUGCCGCUCAACUUUGUUUAUUAGGUGAGCGUUUAACCAAUGUCAUGUCCAAAGUCCCUGCUACUGUUUCGGCUUCUAUUGCUGCUCGUGAUGAGCAUACAAAAAAACUCUUUGCAGCUUCUCGCGGCCGUCUGCAGCAGCAGCGAUCUGAGAUGCUCGCACGCCGUGAGAUCAUUGAGCGCAAAAAAGAGGAGCUCGAGAAUCUGCAGCACGAAAAAUUGCAAUCGUUCGAAAAAAAGCGCCACGAGUUUGCACAACGUCGCGCUGAGCUUGAGAGAGAGCGCCUGGCUCAAGAAGCCCGCCGCCGUGAGGUGGAAAAAAAGCUUAAAAUCCAGGAUGAGAUUAAGCUGAAGGAGACUCGCCAGAUGCUAGACAAGUUGGGUCACACGGAUGUGAGUGAUUUGGACCUCGCUACUAUUGACAAGGAUAAGAUCCUUAACGAAGCUAAAGAAAAGGCGCGCAAGGCGAAAGAGCUUGCUCAACAAAAAUUACGCGAAAAUGCCCGACGUCUAGAUUAUAUUGUACGUGCUACCCGUGAGGAAGAGCAACCUAUUUUGCAGCGCCAAAUUGCUGAAGUGAAGGCCGAGGCAUUCAAGCGAUAUGAGGAAGAGUCGGCUUCGAAGCUCAAGAUCGCAAAGGAGGAACACGAGCACAGCCUCAAGGCGAAAGCUCGGCUAGCCCCAGCAAUUCAAGUGACUGCUGAUUUUAACAAGGCUCAUAAGGCUCGCCGUAUCGAAGAGUACAAAAAGGCCUCUGAAGAGCAGAAAAAAAAGAUUAUGCUUGAGCGUCUCAGCGCCCGCGUUGCCCGCGCCAAAGAGCGAUUCGAAGAAAAUCAGCGUCUUCUCCGUCAGGAAGAAGAGGAAAAGGAACGCAUUCGUCGCGCGGAGGAGGUUGAGCGCGAGCGCAAGCUCCAAAUUCAAGUAGAGGAAGAGCUUCGCCGUCAGGAAGAGGAAGAGCUUCGCCGUCAGGAAGAGGAAGAGGCUGAAGAGAGCCGCCUUUCGAAAGAAAAAGAGCUAGAGAUUUAUACACAACGUGAACGCGAGAACGAUGAAAAGCGUGUCGAGCAGCGUAGUCAGGGUCGCUUUGGUAGUGCUGGUGCUCGUGGUCUGUCUUCAAACCGCAUAGACCGCCGAGGUGACGACACCGACGAGGGUGAGUGGACCCAUGUAAACCGUAGUGCUCUCUCAAGUCGCGCUCGAGUUCAAGCACCCGAAGGUCGCUGGGAGCGACGUGGACCCCCGUCUCGCGAUAGCUUUGGCGAUCGUGACGGACAUGAGGGUGGCGGCUCUCGCCGCGUCUUUAACGGUGAUCGUGAAAGUAGUUUUCGUCUUGGGCUUGGGAGUGAUCGCGAGGAUGGCGGUUACCGCCGUACAUCUGGUGGGGAUCGUGGAGAGAGCGGUUCUCGUUUUGGAUUUGGUAAUAAUUUAGAGAUUGGUUCGCGUCGUACGUUUGGUGGAGAUCGUGAAGACAUCGCCCCGCGUCGUUCUUUGGGUGGGGACCGUGAAGAGAGCAGCUUGCGUCGUGCGUUUGGAGGCGAUCGCGAAGUAAGUGAUUCCCGUUUUGGUAAUCGUCGAGGCGGGGAUCGCGACGAUGACCGCGAUAUAUUCCGUCGAGGCAGCGAUCGCAAUAAUGACCGCGAGUCUCAUCACCGUUAUGGUGAAGACCGCUUCUUUAGCCGCUCCAAUCGUAUGCCCCGCGUCGGCGAUCGCGAGGGUUCGGCUCGUGAAACAUCACGCGCCCCCGACUCUGGCAGCUGGAGAUAG
Plasmopara halstedii is the source of this 3519-nucleotide messenger RNA. RefSeq names its product eukaryotic translation initiation factor 3 subunit. Bases 1 to 3519 code for a protein of 1172 amino acids. The record is from RefSeq and is a predicted model, not a curated record. NCBI's taxonomy places the organism in Eukaryota, Oomycota, Peronosporomycetes, Peronosporales, Peronosporaceae. Gene Ontology annotation, biological process: formation of cytoplasmic translation initiation complex; translation reinitiation. Gene Ontology annotation, cellular component: eukaryotic translation initiation factor 3 complex, eIF3e; multi-eIF complex; eukaryotic translation initiation factor 3 complex, eIF3m. Gene Ontology annotation, molecular function: mRNA binding; translation initiation factor activity. The transcript has a single exon.